Chiloscyllium plagiosum (whitespotted bambooshark) is the source of this 1255-nucleotide messenger RNA. RefSeq names its product mitogen-activated protein kinase 14B. Gene Ontology annotation, molecular function: ATP binding; MAP kinase activity. The record is from RefSeq and is a predicted model, not a curated record. Lineage: Eukaryota; Metazoa; Chordata; Chondrichthyes; Orectolobiformes; Hemiscylliidae. Gene Ontology annotation, biological process: protein phosphorylation.
AUCGCAAGUAACUGGCGAAGUGAAACUCACCUGAAAGUGCAUUCGGGCAGUUCCGACUGUGCAGCCUUGGGGGAAAAGGUCAGGCACAUGGGGACCCCGGUCAGGAAAGGCUUUUACAGGCAAGAGCUGAACAAGACCGUCUGGGAAGUGCCGCUCAGGUACACCGACCUGACCCCGAUAGGAUCAGGGGCGUAUGGAAGCGUGUGUUCAGCUAUUGACCAGAAGACAGGAGAGAAAGUUGCAGUAAAGAAACUGCACCGACCCUUCCAGUCUUUAACUCAUGCCAAGCGAGCAUACCGUGAACUCCGGCUGCUCAAACAUAACAAACAGGAAAAUGUCAUUUGUUUGCUCAAUGUCUUUUCACCAGAAGACUAUUUACAUACAUUCCAGAGCUUUUACCUGGUGAUGCCUUUUGUGGAGAGAGACCUCAGCCAUAUCCUGAAAAGACAGAAACUCUCUGAAAGUAUGGUGGUGUUUCUUCUUUAUCAGAUUCUCUGUGGAUUGAAGUAUAUCCAUUCCGCUGGGAUUGUGCACAGGGACCUCAAACCUAGCAAUCUAGCAGUGAACCAGAACUGUGAAUUGAAGAUCUUAGAUUUUGGACUAGCUCGUCCGACUGAGACAGAAAUGACGGGCUACGUUAUAACUCGUUGGUACCGACCUCCAGAGAUCAUUCUGAAUUGGAUGCACUACGGUUACUCAGUGGAUAUUUGGUCAGUGGGCUGCAUCUUGGCUGAAAUGGUCACAAGAUCUGUGAUCUUCCCCGGAUUUGACCAUUUUGAUCAACUGACAAAGAUCAUGAAUGUGACAGGAACGCCUCCACCAGCCCUGGUGGAUAAGAUGCAGAGUGAAGAGGCAAGAAACUAUGUUUGCUCUCUCACACCAAAGCAGAAGAAAGAUUUUCAGCAGGUUUUUCCCACGAUGAAUAAACAAGCGGUUGAUUUGCUGGAAAAGAUGCUGCACCUAGACCCUGAUGAGAGAAUUACUGCUUGUGAUGCUUUAGCGCAUCCAUAUCUUAUUGAGCAUCAUGAUCCAGAUAAUGAGCCAGUGGCAGAACCGUAUGAUGAUUCCUUUGAAAAUCUAGACCUAAAGAUUGAAGAAUGGAAAAGCCUUCUUCACAUGGAGAUCACAACCUUUGACCCAGACAAUCCAAGACAAAUGGCAACAUGAUGUCUCUCAAUCAUGCUUCAUGAUACUUUUAAAAUGAGACAAUGCUGAUUCAUUUUUUUACAUAAUUAAAAACUGAAGUUGAAAUCUU